Dromiciops gliroides (monito del monte) is the source of this 3187-nucleotide messenger RNA. RefSeq names its product WD repeat domain 25 (gene WDR25). The coding region runs from base 306 to 1937 and encodes 543 amino acids. The transcript is spliced from 7 exons. Gene Ontology annotation, molecular function: protein binding. The record is from RefSeq and is a predicted model, not a curated record. NCBI's taxonomy places the organism in Eukaryota, Metazoa, Chordata, Mammalia, Microbiotheria, Microbiotheriidae.
GAUUGGCUUGGCGAGAGGGGGCGGGGGCGCCCAAGUUGGCCGGAGGGAGGCUCCGCAGCCUGGGGAAGGUCCCUUUCCUUUUUUCCUCUCCCGCCCUCGGCUUUUACCUGGGCAGUUGGAAGCCCCGUGGAGAGACGGAACGGGUCUUUCCAGAGUAAGGGUUGUAACCGGAUCCCGAGGCCCAAGGACAGAGCGCUUCCGGUCGAGUGGAGAUCCGGCUCCGGGCCCUGGGGCUGAGGCUGGGGGCUAAGAAUUUUAGGUAUUUUGUAUUCAUAGGGAAAUUUCAAAAGUGUUUUGGUUCUUCAAUGACUUCCUUGGUAGCUUACGAUGAUUCUGACUCAGAGAUUGAGACCGACAAUUUUAAUAGUUCCAGCCAAGAAAAGACUAUCAGACCCCUUGGUCAGCCUUUACCAUCUGACAUAAUAGCUACAAAAAGUGAGAAUGACCCAGGACCUGGAUGGGACACCCUGAAUGCUGGUUCAGGUGUUGUCCCAGAACCUCAAGCAGAGAGAAGUACGCAGAAGUCUUGUCCAAGGCCUAGAUGCCGAUGGCCUGUCACAGAGCUCCAAGUCAAACCCCGGACAUUCCCACCUUCAGAUUUCUCCACAUAUUCCAGCUCCACAUCAUCUGGGAAGAGGGAGUUUGCAGGUGUAUCUGUUAGCAAAAUGAGGCCUUUGUAUGAUGCUUUCAGAGUCCCCAACUCAUCUUCCUGUGCUUUGAUGUCUUUGGAAGCCACAGGUCAACAUGGAAGCCUUUCGCAAAAGAGAAGACAGGAGAACCUGGAUUUUGUUGAAGGAGGAAUUAAGCCUUACAUCCCCAAAAGACUGAGGCAGACACAGACUUUAACAGUAGGAACUAAUGAGAGAGGUGAAUCUGAACUACAAAGACAGAGAACAGAUGGCCCAUCCUUGUUGGAAGGAUCCCCCAUGAGAGAAGGCACAGCCACAGUAGUUUCUAACUUUAUUAAGCCAUAUUUAGAGGCUAAAUAUAAAUCAACAGAAAUUCCAAAGAGGCUGAUCUUUCAGAUGUCUGAGCAUGGAGGACCAGUCAACAGUGUCCAGUGGUGCCCAGUUUUACAGCACAGUCACAUGCUUCUCUCGGCUUCUAUGGAUAAAACUUUCAAGGUAUGGGAUGCCUUAGACACAGGUCGCUGUUUGAACACCUAUUCUUCUCACAGCAGUGCUGUUCGUGCUGUGCAGUGGUCCACCUGCGGAAGACAGAUCCUCAGUGGUGGCUUUGAUUCUGAGCUUCAUGUAACAGAUGUGGAAACAGGAAUGCAGUUGUUUAGCUGCAAAAAUGAAUUUAGAAUCAGCACGGUGAAGUUUAAUCCAAAUGAGCCUCAUAUUUUUCUUUGUGGAGGAUUCAGCCCAGAAAUUAAAGCUUGGGAUACGAGGAGUUGCAAGGUAAUCAAAGUCUACAAAGCUUCAGUCCAGCAGACCUUAGAUAUCCUCUUUCUUCGUGAUGGAAAUGAGUUCCUGAGUAGCACAGACUCUGUAAGCCGUGAUUCUGCUGAUCGCACCAUCAUUGCAUGGGAUUUCCACAGUGCCGCCAAGGUCUCUAAUCAAAUCUUUCAUGAGCGCUUUACCUGUCCUAGCCUUGCUCUACACCCAAAAGAAUCUGUUUUUGUGGCCCAGACGAAUGGAAACUAUAUGGCAUUGUUUUCAGCCCUGAGGCCGUACCGGAUCAAUAAAAAGAAGCGUUAUGAAGGACACAAGGUAGAAGGCUAUGCUGUGGCCUGUGAAUGUUCUCCGGAUGGGGCAGUUUUAGUGACUGGCAGCGCUGACGGCAAUGUCUUUUUCUACAAUUAUCAUAACUCAAGGAUCAUUUGCACUUUUUCUGCACAUAGUCACGCAUGUGUUGGUGCAACAUUUCACCCAGUUCUUCCCUCUGUUCUAGCAACGUGUGACUGGAGUGGGAAGAUUAAAGUCUGGCAGUAAAGGGAGGCUUGUGUGUGUGUAUGUUUUUAAAGAAGAUGAUCAAGCCUAUGGGGACAGUGGAGCAAUGUGGUUGUCUCAUGGGACUGUUGGAGUAUUGUGAGUUUUUUUUCUUUAUGAAUGAUUAAUGAGUAAGUAUUUAUUGGUACUUAUUAAAGAAUACUGGGCUUAGAAUCAGAAGAUAUGGGUUGAAUUCCAGCCCUGCCAUUUACUAGCCAUAUAUCUUGGACAAGUCAUUUCAGUUAACAACCAGUUAUUGUGGCACCUGAUAUAUUAGCCACUGUCCUUGGGGCUGAGGGAAAAGAAAGGGGAAAAGUGGGAUCUUCCUUGUUCUCAAGAAUUCUUUGCUCAUGUGAGAGGUACACGAAUAGGAUUGCUUAGCUAAGGAGGAAGGCUUUUCUGGUAGAGGGAACCAAGAUGUGCAGGUAGGAAGAGAGGGUUGUUAUUUUGUGACAAAACGUGACAGAGCACAUUUUGGACUUCAGUUCCUUAAUUUGUAAAAUAGAGUUCUUCAUCAUUAUACUACCUGUCUGAAAAGGUUGUUGUACAUAAAGUCUUCUGUGAAUGAUGGAAAUGGGACUUAGGGCUAUUAUUAUUAAUUAUAGGAGUGCUUUUGUCAACAGAUGAGACAGGAAAGGAAAUGCUUGCAAUCGAAGUGGUGUCAUGGGUAGAGCCUCGGAUUUUGGAGUUAGGGGACCUGGGUUCUAGUCCUGACUCUGCUAUUUAUUACUUAUGUGAACUUAAAUUGCUAUUAUUUAAUUAAUUAUUUGUCUGAAUGUAGAUAAAUCAUUUCACAUCUCAGUAUCUUAUUUUCCUUACUUAUAAUAUGAGGUAGUUGAAGACUGGCUUCAGAGAAGGGUUGAGAAAAUAUACCUCCCUCUCUUUUUUGCAGAUGUGGGAAACUGUGGGUAUUAACUAACUACCCAUUUGGAUGUACACUUCGUGAAAGUAUUGAUUGUUUCAUUCUUUAUUUUUGUGCCUCUAGUCCAUAGUACAGGGCUUGGGUAUUAAGCUAGUUGCUUAUUUAUUGAUUUAUUGGGGAAUAUCAUAUAUGAUGUCAGAAAUGGUUGAUGCAUUGAUUGGCUGAUUUUACUGAAUUAUUUGUUUCUUUUUUAAUCUGUUACAAGGAAUGACCCAAUGGAUUUGGGGGUGGGGUAGGUGGAGGGAUAUAUUUAAAAAUAAAGGUGAUAUAAAACAAAAUAUAUAAAAAAUAAUUUUAAACCCCAUAUCCUCAAAGUUAAUACCAAAGAAAA